GGAAGCUCGACAAUCAGCCCAUUGGCAUUGAAGAGGCCCACGAGAUGAGCGCAAUAUAUUUUGGCUCGUCUUUCGUGAGAGCAUCACAUCGAUCUGUCACAUCGUCACAAGUCUGCACCCGUUGUGCUACGCGGUACAUCCACCACCAAGGAAGCCUACAGAAGCAGGCAGAUGGAGCAAAUUCAGAAACCCGAACAACGCCAGCAAGGCCAGCGACAAAACGACAAAGCUCUCAAUUGGCUGGCCGUAUAAUCCAGGGCCUGCGAAGGGCUGCGCCUGGAGGCUUUGCAAAGAAGUCGGAUCCGCCACUUCAAGACAGUUCGUCAGAGCCUCGUUCCUUUCCCUCCACUCCAACUACUAAAGACGGAAUUGAUGUAUCCACAUCCUCGACAGUGCAACAACGUGUGUCAACUAUUGCUAGAAAACAACCCCGAGCCUAUGAGCAGAAGCAGGACCAGUCAAAAAUAGCUGAACGCGGCAAUGAGUUCGAGCAUUACAUAACACGUACGGACGGAUCAAAGGUUCCAGCAAUCGUGGCGACAUUACAGGAAAGCGACAACCCAGCUGCAGAAAUCAAGGCGUCACAGAAGGCGAGAGAUCUACCCUUGGUCACAAGAUUUCUGAAAGGCAAGGUUGUGAGGUUCGCAAACGAAGAGGAGAAGCAGAGGGUGCUCAAGCUAGCUAAGGAGCAGGUGAACAAACAUUUGCGUGGAAAGGAGGAUGUGAAGUUGGCUCCCUUGCCAAAGGUGUAUUUGGAGGAACUGAAUCAAAAGGCUAUAGCUGGCAAAUAUGAGCCUAUUCAGGGGGUGCACGGCAAUUCACCACGACAGCAGAUCAUGUCGCACCUUAAAACGACGCUGCAGUUCAAUGGCUCCUACUCUGCCUCGCAAAAGCGCUCCUUAAUGGAAUUUGUGGAAAAGAUGUGGCCUACACAGAAACCAGGCACGGCGGCCAGAGCAUAGCUCGUCCCUCGUUGCCAAAUUUCUCAACCCCAAAACACUUUGACAACCCAUUUGUAUAUCAUCUUUGUAUAUAAUAGAGUCAGAUUGGAACAUGUGGUCCUCCGUUAGACUUAAAAUCUGUUCAAAUUUUAGUUUCGAAGA
Molecule: messenger RNA, 1103 nt
Organism: Verruconis gallopava
Lineage: Eukaryota; Fungi; Ascomycota; Dothideomycetes; Venturiales; Sympoventuriaceae
Exons: 1
Coding region: 45-962 (305 amino acids)
Source: RefSeq, a predicted model, not a curated record